AUGAAUAUGGAUACGAACCAUGAUGUUCCCAUUGCUAUAAAUCAGCGGUUAAUUAAAUGUGAUAAUUCUUGCCACAGGAUUUGUUCACCAACAAAUGGCGCAAUCUGGAAGUUCAGCCACAUAGCUGCACAAUGUGUGAUGAACAGAAGCCCAUUGGAUGCUAGACUGGAGCAACUUGGCAAUAUCUCUGCCCUCGUGCUCCUUCCGGGUGACACGGCAGGAAUGCAGCGAGUGGGUGUUGCAGCUGAACGAUUAGCAAUAUUUUUAUACAUGGAUGCUCAACCUACGCAUCGGCUGAUGCAGACUGCCUUCGCUCAUUAUUGGUUUUCAAUUGCAUUAUCUGUCGAGGAUCUCGAUUCGCACGUGAACGAAAUGGAGACGAUUCGGUUUGCAAUGUUGGGCACUAGUUUAUUUGUUGAGUUGGACAAGCUGGUAACAAACGCUUCACUGAGAGUUCAGACAACAGGGUCAGCUCACCAGCAGAUCGCAUAUUUAACGCAACCGAAGUUCGACGUGGAUCAUCCGAUACGCAAAGCAAACGCUAACUGA
Messenger RNA from Opisthorchis viverrini, 549 nucleotides. RefSeq lists its product as hypothetical. Lineage: Eukaryota; Metazoa; Platyhelminthes; Trematoda; Opisthorchiida; Opisthorchiidae. The record is from RefSeq and is a predicted model, not a curated record. Bases 1 to 549 code for a protein of 182 amino acids. The transcript has 3 exons.